Octopus sinensis (East Asian common octopus) is the source of this 1054-nucleotide messenger RNA. RefSeq names its product short-chain collagen C4-like. The record is from RefSeq and is a predicted model, not a curated record. The transcript has 5 exons. The coding region runs from base 1 to 795 and encodes 264 amino acids. NCBI's taxonomy places the organism in Eukaryota, Metazoa, Mollusca, Cephalopoda, Octopoda, Octopodidae.
AUGCCUUUUCGUGGUUUACAGUGUAUUCCUCUUGGAAAUGCUUCAACGUUUUCUGGAAGAUCUAUCUUUGAACGACUAUAUGGUCGGGUGUACUGCAACCAGGACAGUUCCCUUCUUGAUCUGCUUUGUUGUCCCGAGACCGUCAAUAUUGUGCUCCCAUCAAAAACGAACCGUGUCAUCUCCAAGAAAUCUUGCGACGAUAAACCUGAUGACACCCCAAAACCCGGUCUCGGAUCAUUGUAUACCCGGUGGGGCAGAACUACUUGUCCUACUAAUUCAAGCCUUGUAUAUGACGGUGUCGUUGGUGGACAACAUUUUUCCCAUACUGGUGGCGGAAGUAAUCUCUUAUGUCUACCCAACGAUCCCAUUUGGGCCAAUUAUACUACAGAAGGUGAAGAUGGGGGUUGGAUUUAUGGCAGUGAAUAUCAACUACAGUUAUACCCAACUAAUAAACUCUUUUCUUUUGCUAACGCUAAAUCACUUCAUGAUCACAACGUUCCGUGUGCUGUCUGUUCGACACGACAACCUGCCGUUGUUAUGACGUUACCAGCCAGGACAAAGUGUUACGCUGGUUGGACAGCAGAGUAUUCGGGAUAUUUGAUGACCGAGCAUUAUAGUGAUAAAGGCAGAUAUGAAUAUGUGUGUGUGGAUUAUGCACCAGAAGCUGAUCCAGCAGGUUACAGAAACGAAGAUGGAGCUGUUUUAUAUUUCGUUCAGGCUGCUUGUGGUUCAUUGCCAUGUCCACCGUAUGUCCAUGGUCAAGAAUUAACCUGCGUUGUGUGCAGUAAAUAUUGAAUAGAAAUUAAAUUCACUUCCACAUGAAAAUAUGCCUGUGAAUUACAAGAAACAAUAUAAAAUUUUCAAUUUUGUUACCUUAUAUUUUCUUCAAAGUAUGUCUAUCGUUACAAUAAACUGUCGUACUAGUUUACAGAAGAUAUUCAAACAAUACAAAAGAGGCGACGUAGAAUGCCAGAAAUAUCCUCAAAAUCAAGAAAAAUCUAAAUCUGUCGAAAUGAUUCUAGAAAACAUUUUGUAAGAUUUCAGUUUAUCAAAC